AUGCUACCAUUUCAGGUACUGCAACAGAAGCCAUACGGUAAGGCGGUCGACGUUUGGUCGAUUGGUGUUAUAACGUACAUCUUAUUGUGCGGUUAUCCACCGUUCUAUGAUGAGAAUGAUGCGAAUUUAUUUGCACAAAUCAUUCGCGGUGAAUACGAAUUCGAUUCGCCGUAUUGGGACGAAAUAUCCGACUCAGCGAAAGAUUUCAUAUCGCAUUUGAUGUGCUGUGAUCCGAAUAUGCGAUACACGUGUGAACAAGCACUCACACAUCCCUGGAUAAAUGGUAAUACAGCGCGAACGAAAGAUAUUCACUGUUUGGUGGCACCGCAUUUGAAGAAGAGUCUUGCGAAACGAAAUUGGAAGAAGGCGUUCAACGCAACGGCCGCAAUACGACAACUUCAGAUGUUGCGCUUAUCAUCCAUAUCACAUGCUGCUGCUGCUGCUUCAACAUCAGCAGCAUCUAGUUAG
This is a messenger RNA of Anisakis simplex (herring worm), 468 nucleotides long. The record is from the annotation of a GenBank genome assembly. NCBI's taxonomy places the organism in Eukaryota, Metazoa, Nematoda, Chromadorea, Rhabditida, Anisakidae.